Messenger RNA from Dermochelys coriacea (leatherback sea turtle), 4693 nucleotides. It is a transcript of the gene TP63, whose product is annotated as tumor protein p63. Gene Ontology annotation, cellular component: nucleus. Gene Ontology annotation, biological process: protein tetramerization; apoptotic process; regulation of transcription by RNA polymerase II. The record is from RefSeq and is a predicted model, not a curated record. The coding region runs from base 323 to 2248 and encodes 641 amino acids. Gene Ontology annotation, molecular function: RNA polymerase II cis-regulatory region sequence-specific DNA binding; protein binding; DNA-binding transcription factor activity, RNA polymerase II-specific. NCBI's taxonomy places the organism in Eukaryota, Metazoa, Chordata, Testudines, Dermochelyidae. The transcript is spliced from 14 exons.
GAAAAACCUAUUUAAGCUAGUUAGAGCACAGGUGCUGUGUAAGUUUUAAAAAUGACCUGGCAGUCAGUUUCAUGGCAAAUUAUGUUGUUUUCUCACCUAAGGGAUAUGACACAAUUCUGCUACACAAUGUAGUGUAAUUCUUGUAAAAUUAUCGGAGAGAGAUAAGCAUUCAAUGCACAUAAGGCUUUAUAUGUGAGGAUUGCUAUGCAUGUGUGAAAAGCCCCUGGAACUGUGAUACAGAGCUGUGAUUCCAUCUGGUCUUGCAAGGUUUGUGGAAACUCCAGGCCAUUUCUCCUGGACGGAGAGUUACUACCGAUCCACCAUGUCCCAGAGCUCGCAGACAAGAGAAUUCCUCAGUCCAGAGGUUUUCCAGCACAUCUGGGACUUCCUGGAACAGCCGAUAUGUUCAGUUCAGCCGAUCAACUUGAAUUUCAUGGACGAUACCUCAGACAAUGGCCCUACAAACAAAAUAGAGAUCAGUAUGGAUUGCGUCCGGAUGCAGGAUGCGGAUGGGAGCGACCCCAUGUGGCCGCAGUACACAAACCUGGGGCUCCUAAAUAGCAUGGACCAGCAGAUUCAAAAUGGUGCCUCCUCCACCAGCCCCUACAACACGGAGCACGCUCAAAACAGCGUCACGGCACCCUCGCCCUACGCCCAGCCCAGCUCCACUUUCGAUGCCCUCUCACCCUCCCCUGCCAUCCCCUCGAACACAGACUACCCGGGACCUCACAGCUUCGACGUGUCAUUUCAACAGUCCAGCACGGCCAAGUCAGCAACGUGGACGUACUCGACUGAGCUGAAGAAGCUGUACUGCCAGAUUGCCAAGACAUGUCCCAUCCAGGUCAAAGUCAUGACACCGCCGCCACAAGGCGCCAUUAUCCGCGCCAUGCCAGUCUACAAGAAGGCCGAGCACGUCACUGAGGUGGUCAAACGCUGCCCGAACCACGAGCUGAGCCGGGAGUUCAACGAGGGGCAGAUCGCCCCUCCCAGCCACUUGAUCCGGGUGGAAGGAAACAGCCAUGCUCAGUACGUGGAAGACCCCAUCACCGGAAGGCAGAGUGUACUCGUACCCUAUGAACCACCGCAGGUUGGCACCGAGUUCACGACGGUGUUGUACAACUUCAUGUGCAACAGCAGCUGUGUUGGCGGAAUGAACCGCCGCCCGAUCCUCAUCAUCGUAACGCUGGAAACAAGAGAUGGACAAGUCCUAGGCCGCCGGUGUUUUGAAGCCCGCAUUUGCGCUUGUCCGGGGAGGGACCGCAAAGCAGAUGAGGACAGCAUUAGAAAGCAGCAAGUCUCCGACAGCACAAAGAACGGUGAUGGUACGAAGCGCCCUUUUCGGCAGAGCACGCAUGGGAUACAGAUGACCUCUAUCAAAAAACGUCGCACUCCAGAUGACGAGCUCCUUUACUUACCAGUACGGGGACGGGAGACGUAUGAAAUGCUGCUAAAGAUCAAAGAAUCCUUGGAGCUCAUGCAGUACCUCCCACAGCACACGAUCGAGACGUACAGACAGCAACAACAGCAGCAGCACCAGCACUUGCUCCAGAAGCAGACUUCCAUGCAGUCACAGUCAUCGUAUGGCUCCAACUCCCCACCGCUCAGCAAGAUGAACAGCAUGAACAAGCUGCCUUCGGUCAGCCAGCUGAUCAACCCCCAGCAGCGCAAUGCUCUGACCCCUACUGCCAUCCCCGACGGCAUGGGAACCAACAUUCCCAUGAUGGGCACCCACAUGGCAAUGGCCGGAGACAUGAACGGUCUCAGCCCUACGCAGGCGCUGCCUCCUUCCCUCUCAAUGCCAUCGACGUCUCACUGCACCCCGCCGCCUCCGUACCCCACAGACUGCAGCAUCGUCAGCUUCUUAGCGAGGUUGGGCUGCUCAUCCUGCGUGGAUUAUUUCACGACCCAGGGGCUGACCACCAUCUAUCAGAUUGAGCAUUACUCCAUGGAUGAUUUGGUGAGCCUCAAGAUCCCGGAGCAGUUCCGCCAUGCCAUCUGGAAAGGUAUCCUGGACCACCGGCAGCUCCAUGACUUCUCCUCCCCUCCUCACCUCCUGCGCACCCCCAGCGGCGCCUCCACCGUCAGCGUGGGCUCCAGCGAGACCCGGGGGGAGCGGGUCAUCGACGCGGUCCGCUUCACGCUCCGCCAGACCAUCUCCUUCCCACCCCGCGACGAGUGGAACGAUUUCAAUUUUGACAUGGACGCUCGGCGCAACAAGCAGCAGCGCAUCAAGGAGGAAGGGGAGUGAAGCCGCCAAGGCUCUGCCUCCGCCCCACCCCACUCACGAACUACUCCACCCUUCCCGUGUCUUCGUCCACUCGGACUGUACAUGAGCAGAAGGGCAGAGGAACCUUACUCUAGCUAGCUUGCCCCUAAUCCUGUCUCAGCCGCGUUCCUGGGCUCACGGCCUCCGUUGCGUAGCCAGGGAAAGAGAGGAGCGAGACGGGAUGCGGAUAGUGGUUUUCUCCAUUGCUGUUGGCUUUCCUUUGGGGAGAGGGGAGCGGGGUUUGUCUUUUGGCUUUUGAAACCUACGUGCACGGGCGUCCUGACCCACGCCUCAUCUUUCUCAUCCACUCAUUAUAAUUUUUUUUUUAACACGAGAAAUGUGCCUUGAUACCACAGAAAAAUCAAGGGGGAGUCCCUGAAUGCUUCACUUAAAUGGCACUUUUCUGCAGAGCUGAGCGCUUCCUCCAUCCUCCAGAGAGGCAUGCCGCUCAGUGCUUCGGUGAGCAUCCCAUCUGCCAGCUACUUCCCCAUUCCUGUCCUUCCCCGGCGCUCGGGAGAAAAUGCCUGCUUCCUCUCUGACUCCAUUCCCCUUCGUUCUGAAUGGAUGUGAGCUCUGUGCUCAUUUCACUCUCACAGACAGCCUGCCCUCCUGUUGGGGUCUUUCCUUUAGCGGUUUUGCAGUUGAUUGUUAAGAGCCUUACGAACAAGGCUUAGACGUGUUUGUAGUUUGGCAGGCUGGUCUGAGGAGGACACAAUGUUAAACCUCCAAUUAAAUUGAGAAGAAAUAAGUCAGAGGCUACAGGCCAGUUUGUAUGGCUGAGCUACUGUAGGCCCAGACAAUCCCUCAUUAAGGCUUCUCUAGGGAUGAAUGGUUUCCUUCCAAGGAAAGCACAGCCAUCCUAGAGAUGUCCAUAAUAGACUGAACUCUGCUUCACUGCCAAUAAUUGCCUUGAAACAAGUAUUUCCAAAGCUCGGUGUGAUGCCAUGAAUGUUACUGCUGCACAAAGUGGUGUUUACAUUUACAGGGUUAAAACCCAGCUGUUGACUUGUUGGUCCAGCAGCACUUGUGGUGUUUGCGGUGAGAAUACUAAUUACAAAUAACAGGAGCAACUGAGCCCAAUGGCUGUUUUCACAUGCAGAUUGGCCAGUUGAAGAGAGUCCAUUUCUAACACGGAGGAACAAAUUCAAAACGGGUAGCGCAGCUCCAAUAAAGCAGGCUUUCCUUUAGAGCAGGCCUCCAUUUUGACAGGUCAGAAUACCACGAAGGCAACUUCUGAGUGAGUUGCUUGCUUUACUGCCACACCACAGCUCAACGCAGUGCACACAGUGCUGCGGUACCAUAUACUUCAUUUAAGCAAAGCAGAGCUCAGAUCUUUUUAACUUGCAUGUCUGCUCAGGUCUAAGUUGCUUUCAGUGACUGCCCCUCGGUAACUCCCAAACACUGCCACGUUCAUUCUGAAUAGCUCUGAAACCAUAAAGCGAGAUGGUUACCCAGUCAGGUCUGUGUAUAGAUUUUUUUUUUUUUCUAUGUAUAAUUUUUGUUCCCUGAUUUUUACUUCCUCUUGGGUUACCGGGUCUUCCAGAACCACAAUAAGGUGUGUGUUUGUUUUUUGGUUUUUAUAAAUUGUAAGCAUUUCCCAGUAAAAUAAUAAUGUACCUUUAUAACAUGAUAGCUGUGGAACAAAUAUACUAUUUGUAUUUUCAUACUGAGAUUCCUGUUACCUUGAUGCAGUUGAAAGGCGGGGGAGCCACAAGCCUGUGAUCGUUUUAUUUUGUAACACUUCAAAGAGGAGAGUCCUAGAUUUCAAAGUACUUAAAGCGCACAGCGUGCAAACUUCAUUUGUGUAGCUUGCUACAAAAAAGGGAAUAAUUCUGCUCCUGACUCAAUGCAAGAAUUGAUUUGGUCAUGCACUGUUAACGGGAGGAAAGCAUUUUCACAACUAGUUUGCAAAAUCAUGGGGGUGAAGUAGAUUUGUCCCUCUUCACUUCGGUGGUUUUGUGAUUUACAUGGCAAUAUUCUUCUGAGCUGAUUCAGGAUUUUACAAUAAAAGCUACUGACUGUAAAGUGAAUGUAGUAGAUACUGAAUUAGAUUUCUCAGCCUCUGUGCAAAGAGGGGCCUUCAGCCCUGGUUUUUCAAUUCAGCAGUGAGGCUGAGCUCUUCAUCUGCGGCAUCUUUAAAGAUUUGUAUUAUCUGCUGUGAAAAAAUCUUCUGUGCAUCUCUCCUGUGUACCACUAUGGAGCCCACUUCGGUAUAAUCCUGCAUCUUCAAGAGAGUUUGAACUGCUGUUGCUUUUACCCUCCCCCGAAUAGCUGUGAUUUUUUGUUUUGUUUGUUUUUGCUAGAUCAAGCCUAUGGGUUAAUUGAGCUGAUGAUCUGCCAGUGCUUGUAGCAAUGCUGGUGUUGCCUACACCAAAGGCUUGUGUGUGUUGAAGCCUAUGGAAAAUAAAAGUUGAAUUGAAAAUGAGA